This is a messenger RNA of Sporothrix brasiliensis 5110, 723 nucleotides long. RefSeq lists its product as uncharacterized. The transcript is spliced from 2 exons. NCBI's taxonomy places the organism in Eukaryota, Fungi, Ascomycota, Sordariomycetes, Ophiostomatales, Ophiostomataceae. Gene Ontology annotation, cellular component: fungal-type vacuole membrane. The coding region runs from base 1 to 723 and encodes 240 amino acids. The record is from RefSeq and is a predicted model, not a curated record.
AUGUCCUCGCCUCGAGCUACACUGUCGGCCACACCGUCGGUCGACGAGGAAAACAAGGUUGUUUCAUCACCAGCGAUGCGACAAUUGGCCCACGACGGCGGCCUCGCAGCGUGGACGGUCGUGCUCGGCACGUGGCGCACGUCGUUUUGCAGCUUCGGCUGGCUCAACAUAACGCUACCUGCUGGCGGUCGGUACCGUUUUGCACCCGUUGGCGUGGCGGCCAUUUUCCAGCCGGCUGUGACGUCUGUGGCCGGGUGGUUUGACGGGCGCCGGAGCCUUGCGUUUGGCAUUGCCUUUACAAGAUCGAGUCUGGGCGGCGUUUUGUUGCCCACCAUGGUGACGCGCCUGAUGGCGCGGGUCGGUUUCGGUUGGUCGAUGCGCAUCUCGGCGUUUGUCAACCUGUUUCUGCUGUUGAUUGCCAAUAUCUCGGUCCGGCCGUACGCCGCCCCACCGCAGCACGACGUCCAGCCAUUGCCAACGGCACCGAAACGACGCAAUCCCUUGACAGAACCCAGCUGUGUCCUCUUGAUGGCCCGUUUCUUCUUGUUCAGCUACGGCUGCUUCAUCAUCUCCCUGCCCGUCCAUGCCCCGGCCGCCGGCAUGGACGCCAACCUUGCGGCGUGCAUGCUGCCCAUCAUGAAUGUCGGCUCCCUGUUUGGGCGCCUCUUUACCGGCUGGAGUGGCGACAAGACUGGGCAGUUCAACGUGUUUAUUGCUGUGUGA